Nylanderia fulva is the source of this 2448-nucleotide messenger RNA. Lineage: Eukaryota; Metazoa; Arthropoda; Insecta; Hymenoptera; Formicidae. The record is from RefSeq and is a predicted model, not a curated record.
UCAAAACGAUUUUCCUUGAUAUUUUUCGAGAUAUUUGAGUGUUAAAAUGAGACAACUGCAAUCUGUAUACAACUGCAAAUCACUUUUGUUAUAUUGUUCUGACAGUUCCGUUUGCGUUACUCGAUGUUGAUGUUAUUUUAUAUAAUAUUCUAUGUGUUUUAAUAUAAGGAAAUGUUUGAUAAUAUGGUUACCGGACAGGAUUGUUCUUGCGCGGACACAACAGAACCAUCCAAUCUAACAUCUUUGCAUUCGGACGAUGUUACUUCGGCUGUAAAUUCUGACGUCGUGAAUGAAGUCUGCACUAAAAUGAUCGAGAAGGAAAAUGAUGUUGAAGGACCUAAAGAUACGGAUUGUAAAUGUUCGACGCCGAUCGCGACUUAUUGCGUUGCCGCGACAGCGGAAACCCCAAAAUCCGCGACUCCAGCAAAACCGAACCGUCAGCGAGAGAACUCAAGGGAUCCGCCUGAUGUAGCCACACAAUUGAGUUUCACCCCUUGCUUGUGCCGUAGUCACAAAAUCAACGGUUACGUUCUGCCCAUGAAAUUAAAGAAAGAAAAAUCGCAAUCGCGGCCGUUUUGGGGUCGGUUCAACUGGAAACGGCAGAGAAAUGGGUACUUCAGCAAUGACAAGAUGUACGAGAUAAAGUUAAAGCAGAUUCAGUGUCCCCACUAUGCCCAGGUGCCGCUCAAAGGCAUGCCUAAACAGCAUCUUGAGACGACUCAGCCACCGCAUGAACCCUUUCAACCCUUCGCCGCUUACGAGAUGUCGGACAUCGGGGGAAUACCGAGUAAGAGCACCAAGUACAAUGCCGGUAAAUUGAAGCCCCUUAAGUAUCCGGCGAAGACGAAGCUCAAGAAGGAAGAAGUGACAGAGAAGAUCGAGAUUUAUUACUUCGAUCACGGAAGCUCCGCCUAUUAUCGAACAACUGACUGCCAUCCUGUCUUGGCCACGGACAAGUGCGCCGAAAAGACGGAUCAAGCGGCAACUCGCUUUUGGGCAGAGAUCUUUGGCACGAUUCACAUCGGCAUCGCCUUCGUCACAGCUUUUAUUCUCCAGCUUUUCCGCUUCAUUCUCUAUAGCGUGAUCCGACCGCUAACAGUCGGGAUACUUCAAUUAGUGGCGGAUUAUUUUGUGAAGCCGCUGCUGUCCAUUUUGUUCAACGCCAUCGUGCAGCCGAUACUGAUUCUCCUCUACAAUAUCGCCACAUCGUUCAGGGAUCUCUGCGAGCCGAUAGCAGAGGCGAUCGGCCUGUUUUUGCGGGAGAUCGCGAAUCUUUGCGCCGCAAUCCGGCUCGUCGAAGUGAAACACGUGCACACGUCCGCCACCACAGCUUGCACCUGAACUUCGUAGAGUGGAAAGUUAGAAAUUCUUGAGAAAGGUUGAGGGGGAACAGUUUUGAAUAAUUUAAGAUAUUAGGAAUCUUUGGAGGAUUUUUGCUUCAAGUAGUAAACGUCAUUCGACAUCAAAAUGACGUAUGCUUGCUAUUUGAAGUGACUUGAUUGAUAUCUUCACUUCUAGAAGGAAGGAUGGAUCUCUUCGCAGCUCUUAACUCGUCAUCAAUAAGACAUGUGCCUUAACACCAGGUAUAUAUUUGGUAUUAUUUUAACUUUACAAUAUUAUUAUUGUAUCAUUUUUUUACAGAACAAAUCAUCUCUUAUAGCAACUAACUUUGUCAAUAAUAAUCAAUACUCGUUUUUUUUAUCGCGCUCUUUUUCUCUUUCUCUCCCACUCUCGCUCGCUCUCGCGCUCUUUCAUUCUCACUCGUUAUCUCUCUCUCUCUUUCUUUCUCUCUCUCUCUCUCUCUCUCUCUCUCUCUCUCUCUCAUGUAUAUCUUACCAUUUAAUAAAUUAUGUACAAUCUCACAAACAACAAACGGAGGAACCUAAUUACAUCAUGUAGUUGUUCACACUUUGCUAUGUACAGGUACUACUGGUAUCUUUUUUCAUUAUUUUUACAGAAUCGCCGCUUUCUUUCAUAUUUUCUAUCUAUCUCUUCCUCUUCUCUUCCACCGGUCGAUCGUAUCGCAAUAAAUUCUAUUUUUCGCAUGUGGUCUAUAAAAAAAGGAGGCAAAAAGAAACUGAACGAACGAACGAAUUGCCUAUCGUCACCUAGUCUCAGGAACUGCAACCUCUGUUCGCGCGCUAUUACACAUCGCGAUCAUCUAGGUGGUACUGGUAGUGGUUGUGGUGGUCGGAGUCUCCUGGAUGGCUAAGGUCUGCGAAGGCGCGGAUGUCGAGUCACCUGGAAGCAAACAGUCAGGGAAGGAAUUAAUCGACUAGUAUAAUGUAACCGGCUAAAUAUACAUUUAAUACACCGUAAUUGGGCUCGUUCCUUAAUAAUCGCGCAAACUGAUCCCUAUAAGGAAGCCUUUUAGCUAGUCUUAACGAUACGAGCAAGUUUAUAUACAGAGUGUCCCAAAUAGGAAACUGCUGAAACUAAUCAGCUGUC